Molecule: messenger RNA, 729 nt
Organism: Chenopodium quinoa (quinoa)
Lineage: Eukaryota; Viridiplantae; Streptophyta; Magnoliopsida; Caryophyllales; Amaranthaceae
Product: zinc finger MYM-type protein 1-like
Exons: 3
Coding region: 1-729 (242 amino acids)
Source: RefSeq, a predicted model, not a curated record
AUGGGAGAUUCAUUUGAGGUAGAGGAAGAGGAGGAAGAAGAGGAAUUGGCUUAUGAUGUUGAACUUCUUCCUCAUGAUCCGGGACUAAGAAUGGACAUAAUGGACUAUCCCCCUAAUCAAAGAAAUCCGCAUGAAGUUGAAAAUAAUUGUGGCGGUGAUGCAUUUGUUAAUGGAGGAUUUAGGGCAUGGAAUAAACCGGAGAGGUUUGAUAAGCAUGUUGGUGGAGUGAAUAGUGCUCAUAAUAUUGCUUAUGAGAAAUAUAUUCAAAAGGACAUUAUAACUUGUUGUGCAAAAGAAAUAACUAGGCGUAUUGUAGAAGAGGUUGGUGAUGAAUACUUUGCAAUAUUGGCGGAUGAGUCAAGUGAUGUGUCCCAAAAAGAACAAUUAGCUCUUGUUUUGCGUUUUGUUGAUAGAAAAAGUGGAGCGGUGAUGGAAAGAUUUUUAGGCAUUGUUCAUGUUGGUGAUACUACCGCUUUAUCUUUAAAAAAUGCAAUAAUCUCUAUUCUUAUGGAACACAACUUGAGUCCAUCAAUGAUUAGAGGGCAAGGGUAUGAUGGUGCUAGUAACAUGAAAGGUGAGAUAAAUGGGCUUAAGACUUUGAUUAUGAAUGACACUCCUAGAGCUUAUUACAUUCAUUGUUUUGCACAUCAACUUCAAUUGACUCUUGUUGCCGUUGCUAAAAAAAUGAUAAUUGUGGUUGGGUGUUUGAAAUUACUACAAACUUGUUGA